Molecule: messenger RNA, 1430 nt
Organism: Tachysurus vachellii
Lineage: Eukaryota; Metazoa; Chordata; Actinopteri; Siluriformes; Bagridae
Gene: rab38a
Product: RAB38a, member RAS oncogene family
Exons: 3
Coding region: 1-630 (209 amino acids)
Biological process (GO): vesicle-mediated transport
Cellular component (GO): Golgi apparatus; trans-Golgi network; vesicle
Molecular function (GO): GTPase activity; GTP binding
Source: RefSeq, a predicted model, not a curated record
AUGCAGCAGAGGGAGCAUCGCUAUAAGGUCCUGGUGAUCGGAGACCUUGGCGUCGGGAAGACGAGCAUCAUCAAGCGCUACGUGCACCAGCACUUCUCCGCUAACUACAGAGCCACCAUCGGAGUGGACUUCGCUCUCAAAGUGAUCAACCUGGACCAGGACACGAUCCGGCUGCAGCUGUGGGACAUCGCAGGUCAGGAACGUUUCGGGAACAUGACCCGUGUUUAUUACCGUGACGCCCUCGGCGCCUUCGUGGUUUUCGACGUUACUCGCUCGUGCACUUUCGAGGCCGUGAGGAAGUGGAAGGAGGAUUUAGACGACAAACUGAACGUCUCCGGAGGGAAACGAAUCGCCGCCGUGCUGCUGGCCAACAAAUGUGAUGAGGAGAGAGACGAAGCUUUCGCUACAAACUACAGCAGAAUGGAGCAGUUCUGCCGAGAGCACGGCUUCAUCAGCUGGUUCGAGACAUCAGCCAAGGAGAACAUUAAUAUAGAUGAAGCCGUUACCUGUCUGGUGAGCAACAUCAUGGCCAGUGAGACAGAACCGCUCCAGAGGGACGACAUGAGCAUCGUCUCCCCUAACCUCGAUUCGGGACGCAGCCCUCCCUGCUCUGCCUGCCUGAGAGCCUAAAACACUCCAUCCUAACCUCACCUUUUCACCUCCACACUUCAUCCCUCAAAAUACAUCCAAUCAUACUCCCUACACACACACACACACACACACACACACACACAGAGAUGACUGUAUAUGUAAGUGUUUAUGUGUACAGUUGUCUGUAUGUGAUAUAAAAAGCAUCUGUGCAUUUGUAUCCAUGGCAACAGACUUGAAACUUCACACAUCAGCAUCAUUAUAGAGGAACUUGUGCAUGUGUCUCUCGCUUGCUCUCUCAUUAUUGAAUGUAAAGAGAUUUGAUGUGUGAUGUGUUAAGUAUGGAAUAGUACACUGGGGAUCAUGCUGUUACAAGAAAGUCCUCAUACACCGCAGCAAUUUUCCAGUGAUUUACAGUAUGUUUAUUUAUUAAAGGAAAUGGCGUAUCUUUUCUACAUUUACCGAUGAGGAACGUGCCUAGAAAAUGUCUCUACAGACUGUUUCAUCCAUGAAACCCAAAGAGAUACGAGUGUGUCAAAGUAACUGAAUGGAAAGUGUGUGUGUGUGUGUUUCUGACCACAAACAGACCCAAUCAAUGAGACUGAAAGAUCAAGUGAAAGGUCAACAGUGAUCAAUAAAUUUGUCAAUAAUUACACCGUCAUGUGACCCAAACAAUCAAGUACACACACUAAAAAGGAAAUUUAUUGUUAUUGUGGAAUAUAUACGUGCAUAAUUUAAAAUGAAAUAUAGUGUGUGUGUGUGUGUGUGUGUGAGAGAGAGAGGUUUAAAUGAAAGACCUUCAGGGAUGGGAAUAUGAAUAAUGAGAUGUUGAGUUUAAUUAA